This is a messenger RNA of Chaetura pelagica (chimney swift), 615 nucleotides long. Its product is annotated as ovomucoid-like. Gene Ontology annotation, molecular function: serine-type endopeptidase inhibitor activity; protein binding. The transcript is spliced from 8 exons. The record is from RefSeq and is a predicted model, not a curated record. Bases 1 to 615 code for a protein of 204 amino acids. NCBI's taxonomy places the organism in Eukaryota, Metazoa, Chordata, Aves, Apodiformes, Apodidae.
AUGAAGACCACAGGAAGCUUUGCCCUUCUUGGGCUUAUGCUUCUCAGCUGCCUUGCUGAUAUUGCUGUUGCUCAGAGACGGGCCUCCUGUGGCAUGUUCCUGACAUCCGGGAAAACCCCACAGCUGCAGGUCGCCUGUCCCCGCGACUACAGCCCCGUCUGUGGAACUGAUGGCAAGACCUACCCCAACGAGUGCACCCUCUGCAGGGAAAUCUUCACUCGCAACCGCAACAUUGACAAGAAGCACGAUGGCAGAUGUGUCAAGGUUGACUGUACUGGCUUCCUGAAACCAAGCAGUGGUCAAGUGGUUCCCUGCACCAUGGAGUACAGCCCCAUCUGCGGCACCGACGGCAUCACCUACAGAAACAAGUGCAACUUCUGCACUGCUGUGGCGAACGGUCUGGAGGUCAACCUGCGCAGCUAUGGAGAAUGCUUCCAGGAGCAGGUUGACUGUGGUGACACCCAACAGAAGGGUCUCAGCAACCUCGUCUGCACCUCCGAAUUCGACCCGUUCUGUGGCUCUGACGGCAGAACUUAUGGAAACAAGUGCCAGUUUUGCAACGCAGUUUCCCGCAGCCGUGGAAGUCUGUUCCUCAGACACCGUGGCCAGUGCUGA